Messenger RNA from Penicillium oxalicum, 507 nucleotides. RefSeq lists its product as uncharacterized. Bases 1 to 507 code for a protein of 168 amino acids. The transcript has a single exon. The record is from RefSeq and is a predicted model, not a curated record. Lineage: Eukaryota; Fungi; Ascomycota; Eurotiomycetes; Eurotiales; Aspergillaceae.
AUGCGUGGUGACCCACCAGCAGCCCAUGAAAUGGGCACAUUUGAUGCGGUUGUCUCGUGUCUCGGCAAGCUCUCGUCUGUGCCGUAUCCAGCAUCCGUGGAAAAUGGCCUGAUGUGUACCGUCGGGAAGAUCCAGGAAACAGAAGCGCAUGGCCCAAUUCAUCUCUCCUCGGCACGUGGAUCAUCUGAAAUCGGGCUGAGGAGCAACGGCAACGAUGAUCGCGGGGUGUCCUGCAGGCGCUGGACUGGUGAUUGGGUGGGUUUUGCCCGUGUCUCAACUGCCCCGCUAUGCCGCUUUCCUCAUUUUCUGCCCGGAUCCCGUGAGGUGGGCGGUGAGACCGAGAAUGAUACAUCAACCCACGCGGAGAACGUCAUGGGCUGUGUGUCUCGCCGUGCACCACACAAAUGUCUCACUCGCUCAUGUACAGCCGUGCCCGGUGCUUUUCUUGGUAGAGGAGAAAAAUAUCGAGUCCCCGCACCACAAGUGCGUGCAUCAACGUCAAGAUGA